AUUCCUGUGCCGUAUAGUUUACUGUUGUCAAGCAGUAGACAACGGCACAUCAUUGUUUUUAACUGGAAUCUUACCCUGAAAAUACAACUCUUGAAUCAUAUAAGUUCUGAACUUGAAAUGAUCUGAUUAUUAUCCAUAAUCUGUGGUCUUAAAUAAAAACUACAAAGGUCCACCAUGCCUGGGGACUCUCGGAAAGACUUUGUCUUGGUGACAACGGCCAAUUACUUCGCCAUCCCAAUCACCGACAAUGCCAUCACAAGUCUCUUCAACGCCACAUCCCUCAACAACUUCUUAGAUGAUGGAAAUGUGACUAUCCUAGCAGGAAAGUUAGAUGGGCGCAGUGACAAGAAGAUUGAUUUCCAGAACAGAGUGGAAUCAUCAGAUUCCAAGGAGAGAGUGAUUGUGUUUUUCAAAAUCCGUCCUGAAGCAAUCACUCCAGACAACACUCAGUCCAACAUCAUUGUGUCAUCCAUGAUUGACUCCCCUCUGAACACUUUGUACCAUGCUGUGCAAAAGGUGUAUGCUCCAUUACUUCUGGACGAUGGAAAGUAUAGUCGUAACCUUGACCCCAAACUGCAGAGUCUUCUGAGUGAGCUUGAGGCUGGGCUGGGUUCUGCCAUGCGCAAGAAGGACCCCAGCUUCAGGGGUCGUUCUGGUGACGGGGGAGAGGAGAAUCUCGGCAGUAUCUUGACCCCCAUGGAUGAGUUCCAGUACUGGCAAGACCUCUCUCGGUCCAGUGCAGGUAGUGGUGAUCAACGGGAAGCUGCGGAGAGCUAUGUGGAACUGUUUGGUCCUAUCUCCAAAGAUUAUGGGGGGCUGGAUGCGAUGCCCCUGGGGGACAGCAUGGAACUGGUGGAGAUCACACAGGACACGUUGGACGAUGUGUGGAAGCAAGGAGAGCCACCCUACCCUGAGCCACGCAUGAGGCAUCUUAUGGAGGUCAUCGCUGGGUCUCUGGGUCGUUAUGUCCAGCAGAAACUUGCUACAGUCAACAUGUGGACUGGUCAGUUUAGCUCUGUGCGUGAAUCGUUGAGGACCGGCAUUGGGCUGUGUGAGCGCUGGGUCAGCUCGUGUGAGACCUUGACCUCACAGUUCUGGAAGAGGUAUGCACCACACCCGUGGAAAGGAGAAACAUGCAAGUGUAGGAACCUCAAAAAACUGGCAGACAGGUUGGAGGAGAUCCUGUCUAUCCGUACAGUCCAUGAACAGCUCCUACGCCUGUUGUCUUCACAAGAGCAGAAAGAACUCAAUGUGGCUGAAGCCUUCAACCCCUUCCUGGGUUUGAACCCUCUGCAAUACAACCCCUACACCCAGCCCUUAUGGGCGGCAGCCGUGGCUCAGUAUGAGCGGUCCAUGGAGCCAGCGCAGCAAAGAAUUGCAGGGAAACUGCGUAGCCAGUUCAGGCAACUAGACCAAAACCCACAGCAGCUGUUGCGGGAAUUCCAGCGGUACAAAGAGCUGGUACGUCGACCGAUUAUCACCAAGGAGCUGGUAGCAGAGAGAGAGACUCUCCUGGGCCAGCUGAUCACGUAUGUGCGACAAGUCAACGAGGACUUCAACUCUCGCACAGGACGCGGCUCUGGUCAGAUCCCCAAGGGCAAAAACAACCCCAGCAUCGUCAACAACAUCAUCUUUGUCAGACAGCUGGAGGCCAAGAUUGAUGAGACCCGACUGAUCGCAGAUGCGCUACUGGGUGACCUUGACGGCUACCAGAAGUUCCAGAAGGACAUGACUGAUCUGAAGGAGGAGCUGGUGACUUGGCGCCGGGACCAGUUUGAUGAGUGGACCAGGGAAGUGCAGGCGCUCAUUGAGGACCACCGCAAGCCUCUGAGCCUGGAGACGAGUGGCAAGUUGAUGGAGCUAAACCACAAGGAUGGAAAGCUGAGGGUCAACUACAGCGAGAGGCUGGUCACUUUGCUAAGGGAGGUCAGACAGCUCAGCUCCAUGGGCUUCUCCGUGCCGGUCAAGAUACAACAUGUUUCUGACACGGCACAGAAGUUCUACCGGCACGGGGUGGUGCUUAAACAGGUGGCCCACUUCUACAACACCAUCGACCAGCAGAUGAUCCCAAGCCAACAGGCCAUGAUGUUGGAGUCAGCGCUUGCCUUUGAGAAGUUGGUGAAAAGUCCAAAAGCCGGUUUCAAGGCAAAGGGAGACGAUGUGCAGGUGACCUGGGACAACCCAGAACAGAUGGAACACUACAUCAAGAAACUCCAGACUGCUGCUGACCGACUGACCACUGAGAACAGGAAGCUGAGGAAGUCACACUUUGAUGUGUCGGAAAAGGUCCAACAACUGAUGAGCAUUGACCUCCUGCGACAGCAACAGCGCUGGAAAGAUGUGCUGAUGGACAUCCGCCACCAGAUGGCGCACCUGGUCCAGCAGGGUUUCGCCAGUGAGAACAUGACCCCCUGGAAGGCCCACUGGGACAGGCAGCUGUACAAAGCUCUGGAACAUCAGUACCUGCUGGGGGUGGAAGCGCUGAACGAGAACCUGCCUGAGAUCAAAGUGGAACUCACAUACAGACAACAACGUCUACAGUUCCGUCCCCCUUUUGAAGAGAUCAAGGCAAAAUAUUUCCGUGAGAUGAAAAAGUUCAUCAGCAUCCCCAACCACUUCAAGGGCGUUGGAGACGGGGGUUCCAACCUCAUUUUCACUGCCAUCAUCGACCGCAAUGCUGGCAGCUUUGUCACAUGCUACCGGAAGGCAGACAUCUUGUUUACUCGUCUGGCCUCGGUGGAGGAACAGUUCAAGGACUGGGUAGUGCUGGGAGCCAUUGACCUGGAUCAGUUUGUCCAGGACAACCUAGUACAGAUCUCAGACUGGGAGAAGAAUUUCCGUGCUCUCAAAGCCCGAGGUCGGGAUGCUGAGAAACUGCCCAGUCAAAUCAAAGUAGACUGCAUCACAGUAAACACGACCCCCGUGAAGGCCGUGAUCGACGACCACAUCCAGAGACUGUUUGACGCACUCCUCAACUCUCUGCGUAAGUCCAUCAACAGAGAUGUCAGUGACAUUGACACAUUUGUCAGCUCUGCCAUGGACACACUGUCACAGCGGCCACAGACUGUGGAGGAGAUAGGGGAGGCCAAUGCCAAGCACACAGAGUUUGGAGCUACCAAAAAAACAGUGAAGCCUCUGUUUGAGAAGGCUGAGAGCAAGAAUAAACUUUUGCGCUCGGUGGCUGGGGGAGGAGUGGACUCGCUGACACAGCUACAGAGUCGAUGGGACAAGUUUGAGAUCAUGAUGGAGUCACAUCAGCUGAUGGUCAAGGAACAGGUGGAAGUUAUGAAGAGCAACGUCCAGUCACGGGUCAAAGCCUUUGAACAGGAAGUGGACAAGUUCACUGCCCGCUGGCACCAGCUCAAGCCAGGUGAUGAUGCCCUGGAGGGGGACAAAGACACAUGUGACAAGGCAGUGGCCAUCAUUAAAGAGAAGAGACAAGAGUUCCAGGAACUGGAGGAGACCAUGAAGAAAUUGCAGUCAGAUUGUGCACAUUUCAACAUAGAGAACCAGGACUUUGUGUCCAUGGAGGAGCUGAAGGAUGACCUGGCCCACUACGAGAACAUGUGGUCACUCUAUGAGGAGUUCAACACAGGGCUGCAGGAGCUGGCCAAGGAGGACUGGAUCUCUUUCAGGUCAAAGGCAUACUUGUUUGAGGAAUUUCUUGGAGGGUGGUAUGAGAAGAUCAAGACAAAGGAGACCACCACAAUGACUGUCAAGAUACAGAAAGACAUUGAGACGUACAAGGAACUGAACCAGCGUGCCCAGGGGGAGGUAACUAUCCGUGAGGCCAUCAGGGAGCUGGAGUUGUGGGGGGCUGGGGCUGUGUUUGCCCUCACAGAGUACGAGGACAGUGGGAAGAACAAGAUGAACCUCAUCAAGGACUGGAAGGAUCUCGUUAACCAGGUGGGAGACAACCAAUGCCUGCUGCAGUCCCUUAAGGACUCCCCCUACUACAAAAGUUUUGAGGACAAGGCCUCUGUGUGGGAGCAGCGUUUGGCUGACCUGGACGAGUACCUUCACAACCUGAACCUCAUACAGCGCAAGUGGGUCUACCUGGAGCCCAUCUUUGGUCGCGGGGCCCUGCCUAAAGAACAAGGGAGAUUCAAGAGAGUGGACGAUGAUUUCAGGAACAUUAUGCGUGAUGUGAACCGCGACAACCGAGUUCUCUCAUUGGUCAAUCAGUCAGGCCUGCGGCAGUUACUGACCACCAUGCUUGAUCAGUUGCAGAGAUGUCAGAAGUCUCUCAAUGAGUUCCUCGAGGAAAAACGUUCUCUGUUCCCACGGUUUUACUUCAUCGGUGACGAUGACUUGCUGGAGAUUCUGGGUCAGGCCACAAAUCCUACAGUGAUCCAGUCUCACCUGAAGAAGCUGUUUGCCGGGAUCCACUCUGUGGAGUUUGACCAGGACAAUGCUCACAUCGUGGCCAUGAAGUCUCUGCACGGGGAGCUGGUGCCUCUCAAGCGAAACGUCAAGAUCACCCCAGACGUGGAGGUGUGGCUGAGUAAACUAGCCGAUGAGAUGAAGGACACCCUGAAAGAACUGCUGGUCUCCUGUCUUAAGGAUGCUAAGUCUGGCCGGGCUGGCCUUGACCCCAACAAAUACCCAUCUCAGAUUCUGUGCCUUACGGAGUACAUCCGGUUCACGGAGAACUGUGAGGAAGCCAUCAAGAGAAACAGCCUGCGUGAGCUCCUGGGGGAGGUGGAGAGUCAGCUGGAGGGUUACACAGGAGUGGACCUGGGAGGUGGAGGAUCCACAGAGGCCAACGUGCUACAGCUGAAGCUGAAGGCUUUGAUCCUUGACACCAUUCACAACAUGGAGGUGGUACAUCAGCUGAUGGAGGCGAACAUACGGACCAUGCAGGACUGGCAGUGGCAGAAGCAGUUACGGUACUACGUGCGUCGUGACGGCCUGUGUCUCAUGAGAAUGGUAGACUCGGAGUUCGAGUACACGUAUGAGUACCAAGGCAAUGCGGCCAAACUGGUACACACACCUCUCACAGACAAGUGUUACCUCACUCUCACACAAGGUAUGCACAUGGGCCUGGGAGGGAACCCGUACGGCCCAGCUGGUACUGGCAAGACUGAGUCCGUGAAAGCGCUGGGUGGCCUGUUUGGUCGACAGGUGCUGGUCUUUAACUGUGAUGAGGGCAUUGAUGUGAAGUCCAUGGGUCGAAUCUUCAUCGGCCUGGUCAAGUGUGGAGCCUGGGGAUGUUUUGAUGAGUUCAACCGUCUGGAGGAAGCCGUGUUGUCCGCCGUGUCUAUGCAGAUCCAGGUCAUACAGGACGCCAUCAAGGACAAGGCCAGAUCUAUAGAGCUGCUGGAGAGAAAUGUGAACAUUGACCACAACUCUGGAAUCUUCAUCACCAUGAACCCAGCUGGCAAAGGUUAUGGAGGUCGCCAGAAACUUCCGGACAACUUGAAACAGCUGUUCCGCCCAGUGGCCAUGUCAAAACCGGACAAUGACCUUAUCGCUGAGGUCAUCCUGUUCUCUGAGGGUUUCAAACAGGCAAAGGCUCUCGGUCGGAAACUGGUCAGCAUCUUUACCUUGUCAAAUGAGCUGCUGACCCCCCAACAACACUAUGACUGGGGUCUGAGAGCCCUCAAGACUGUGCUGAGUGGCUGUGGGAACCUCCUACAGAACGCCAAGAAAGGUGACAACGGCAAAGUGGAUGCUGGUCUAGAGGCCAAGCUGGCGGUCCAGGCACUGAGGAUCAACACACUGUCCAAACUGACCUUCUCUGACAGUAAACGCUUCGACGCUCUGGUCAGGGAUGUGUUCCCAGGGGUAGAGUUCAAGGACAUUGAAUAUGAGUCUCUCGGUGCCGCCUUUAGAGAGGUCUGUGUGGAGAACAACUUGUUGGUCAAUGAGAACCAGGUGAAGAAAGCCCUAGAACUGUAUGAACAGUUACGCCAGCGUAUGGGGGUGGUGGUCGUGGGACCCAGCGGCUCAGGGAAGACAACUCUGUGGAAGAUUCUACGUCUGGCCAUGAUCAAACAAGGUCGUGAGGUCAAACAGUAUGUCAUGAACCCCAAGGCCAUGCCACGUACACAGUUGCUGGGUCAGAUUGACAUGGACACUCGUGAGUGGACAGACGGAGUGUUGACCUACAGUGCCAGACAGGUGGUCAGAGAACCACAGGAGGUACAGUCGUGGAUUGUGUGUGAUGGUGACAUUGACCCUGAGUGGAUCGAGUCGUUAAACUCGGUCCUUGAUGACAACCGUCUGCUGACCAUGCCCUCCGGGGAAAGAAUUCAGUUUGGCCCCAACGUCAAUUUCCUGUUUGAGACUCACGACCUCAGUUGUGCUUCUCCUGCCACCAUCUCCCGCAUGGGCAUGAUUUUCCUUAGCGAUGAGGAUGUAGAUGUGAAGGCACUGGUCAAUGCUUGGCUCAAGACCCAGCCAGAGACUGACCAACAAAUGUUGUCUGGCUGGAUCGAGGACUACUUCUACCGUGGCAUGCAGUGGGUGCGGAAACAGAAUGACCUAGUAGUGGACACAAGCCUGGUGGGUAUUGUCCUGAACGGUCUGUCUCACCUCCACCAUGUCCUCUGCAAAGCCCACUUUGCCGUCUGUCUCAUACAUGGACUUGGGGGAAAUCUCAGUGAGGGAUCUCGUGAAGUCUUUGCGAAGGAGGUGUUUUCCUGGACCAAUGAGACGCCCCCAGACUCUCGGCGGCCACUGGACACCUACUACGAUGAUCGAUCGGGUAGACUGAUGCAGUACAACAUGGAGACUGUGGAAGACUUGAAAGCAGAACAUUUCAUGUCGUCCAUGUCACUGCCGGUCAUCCGCACCGGGGAUGUCCAACGGGCACUGGACUACUUCCUGCCCUGGCUGGACGCUGACAACAAACAACCCUUCAUCAUCUGUGGGCCGGAGGGGUGUGGCAAAGGGUGAGUCACAUGCAUAUUGUUUGCUUCCUAGUCUAGAGGCAAGGGGUGAGUCACACAUAUAUUGUUUGCUUCCUAGUCUAGAGGCAAGGGGUGAGUCACACAUAUAUUGUUUGCUUC
This is a messenger RNA of Aplysia californica (California sea hare), 7013 nucleotides long. RefSeq names its product cytoplasmic dynein 2 heavy chain 1. Gene Ontology annotation, molecular function: dynein intermediate chain binding; minus-end-directed microtubule motor activity; dynein light intermediate chain binding. Gene Ontology annotation, biological process: microtubule-based movement. Gene Ontology annotation, cellular component: dynein complex. Lineage: Eukaryota; Metazoa; Mollusca; Gastropoda; Aplysiida; Aplysiidae. The record is from RefSeq and is a predicted model, not a curated record.